Molecule: messenger RNA, 705 nt
Organism: Agrilus planipennis (emerald ash borer)
Lineage: Eukaryota; Metazoa; Arthropoda; Insecta; Coleoptera; Buprestidae
Product: aldose 1-epimerase-like
Exons: 3
Coding region: 296-553 (85 amino acids)
Biological process (GO): carbohydrate metabolic process
Molecular function (GO): carbohydrate binding; isomerase activity
Source: RefSeq, a predicted model, not a curated record
UAAGCGUUUUAUCUUUUUUUAAAUUAAAGUAUGAAAGUUGUUUUGUUUAGGAAUUUGCUGUACACUUCGAGACGUAAUUAGUGGAAAAUAGCACAUUGUGUUAGUAGAUCAUUGCUUCUGCUACCAGCUGUAUACGAGAGAUUCGUUUAUCGGUACGAUCCUGACUCAUUAAAAAUUGUAAUUUAUUUUUAUGCUGCGAGUAGAAGAUAAAUAAAAGUUGAAACACUGUGUUACACCACAACAUAUCGUGUUAGCGUUCAGAGACGAAAGACUAGUAUUUGUUUUUUUUUUAAAAAUGGGAAUUUUUGAUAGUAAUACCGUCACACUCGAACAAGACGAUUUCGGAACAUUCAAAGAUCCACAAACAGGAGUUUCCCAGACAAUUCGAAGAUUUACUUGGAAAAAUGGAAACGGUGUUAGUGUGCAGGUGAUAAAUUACGGGGCUACUGUAAUUGCAAUUAAUUUGCCGGAUAAAAAUGGGAAAGUCGAUGAUAUCACUUUGGGAUAUGAUAGUCUGGAUGUUGGGGAUUUUCCACUAUACAGAUUGACUUAAAAAGCUGUAAUAAUCCAUUUGUGAAUAACAUAAAGGUGAUAUCAAUAACGAAUAAAUAUUUGGAAGAACAAACUGAGCAAUUUUGUAAUUUUGCUUCAAAAUACAGUAGAACCUCUAUAACUCGAACAUCAAAGGAGACGCCAAAAACGUCG